GAUUACUUGGGCCCUUGCAUUCGCAUAUUCGGUGCAGUUUCAUGCGAGCUCCCGAGGAAAGAACAAUAUAAAGCGCGAUGGAGAAUCAAAAAGAAUUGGAUCGUGCGGCCGAGGUGUUGUCUUGGAACAACCGGCUAAUGUCGUUGCUGGGUGUUUGGCCUUCUCAUCCUAACGACCUUAUCUUCUCGAUUAAUUUCAGCUACUUCGGUUUUCUCAUGAUUCUAGAGUAUUUGGAUCUCUUUCUUUACAUCGACGAUCUCGAACAAGUGGUCAUGAAUUUGACAGAGAACAUGGCGUUCUCGCAGAUAUUUGUGCGAAUCUUUAUAAUGCGGUUGUACAACGAUCAAAUUGGUGAGAUCUUAACGGAGGUCGAGAAGGACUUUGACAAAACGAAUUACAAAACCGCCGAGGAGAUAAAGUCGUUCAUCACCUACAACGCUAGGUCGAAGAUGUUCAUGAAGCUGCUGAUGGUGUUUGUCGCGCUAACUGCUUCGUCGUAUUAUUUAACUCCGAUUAUUAUUAUCCUCGGAAGUGGUUCACUACCCAAAAUAGUGAUCAGCGAAAACGUAACUCAAAUAAUUUAUCUGUUGCCUUAUCGCUUUUACACGUUCUACGCGGUCGAGAACAUGCGUACGUACGUGAUUACGUACGCCUUGGAAAUGCCAUUCGUCUUCGUCAGUGGUGUUGGACAAGCCGCCUCUGACUGCGUUAUGGUCACUCUUGUCUUUCACAUUUGCGGUCAGAUGUCGGUUCUCGCUUUGCGCAUUAACAGCGUAGACGCUGACAAUGAGCUUUACGACUGCAGGCGCGAGGUGCGACAUGUGGUGCUCAUGCACAUACGAUUGUUGCGAAUGGGAAAGAGAGUAGAACAAAUAUUCAGUACAACGUUGUUGGUUCAUCUUAUAGGAGCCACUUCUCUCCUAUGCGUCCUCGGCUAUCAAAUUUUAACGAAUUUCGCUAAAGGUGAGAAAGGAGUACUCGUGACAUUUUUGAUAUUUCAAUUCUUAGUUCUGCUUAUACUUUACGUUCUCUGCACUGUCGGUGAAAGCCUUCUGACAGAGAGUACCAAAGUGUGUGAAGCGUUUUACGAUUGCCAUUGGUACAGUAUGUCGAAGAAUAAUGCGCAAAUGAUAAUACUAUGCAUGGCAAGAUCGCAAAAGCCGCUCUGCCUGACGGCCGGCAAAUUUACCACCAUUUGCCUCAGCACUUUAACUGACGUUUUGAAGACAUCCAUGGGAUAUUUAUCGGUAUUACGCUCUUUUUUAGAAAGACUCCAUGGCCACAACAAAGGCGACCACAUUGAAGAUUUGUUUGUUCAUUUAGAACGGAUCUUUUCCAUCGGAGGGAUAUGGCCGUCCAAGCGGACGUACGUCCGCUUUGCGAUUUACAUAUCACAUUAUGCUCUUUAUCUCGUCAUGGCGUGGAUUAAUCUUUACGACGUUUUCGGUAAUUUGGAGCUGAUGGUGAUGAAUAUCGUGGAAACGGUGGCUUACUCCAUAACGUUCCCCCUAAUGUGUCUGAUAAGAUGCAGCAAUUUGUUGAAGCUCGUAAUUAACGUAAUAAGGAAGGACAUGGUGCGGAAAUUUGAGAAUUCCGAGGAAGAAAGGAUUUACUACAAUUACAAUUAUAUAUCCAAGGUAUUUACAUACGGCUCGGUCGUCGGCAUGUUCAUCACAGUCGUGUCGUUGUACUUUAGACCGCUUGUGUAUCUCUUGACAACUAAUCAAGCGUUACGCCAUAACGAUACGGAGCCGCUUGUAUUACCCUACAGAGUCCAUCCGUUUCUCGAUACCAGCAAUACCCAUGCAUACAUAUUGAUGUAUCUGUAUUUAUUUCCGCUGAUUUACAUCUCUGUUUGUCACAUGGCAGCGAUUUGCCUGAUGGUCAUCUUGGUAUUUCACAUUUGUGGCGAACUGUCUAUCUUGUCGUAUCGUAUCAAACACGUGGGUGAAUAUUCGGAGGACUUGAUAGUGGGUAGAAUUGGAAGCUUCGUUCGAAUGCAUCUCAAGAUAAUAUGGCUGAUGAAAUCCAUAGACAACACUUUCCAUUUGAUUCUUUUGGAUGAACUCCUCGGCAACAGUAUUGUACUGGCUAUCUCGUUGUACUACAUCAUAAUGAACUUGGACGUGACAAAUAUGGCGACCUGCUUCACUUUUACUUUUUUCGCCAUUAUCGCGCUUGUCAUGCUCUUCGGAUAUUGUUUGAUGGGUGAUCAAUUAACUCAACAGUGUGUAAACGUGCAAGAUGCAUACUACGAAUGCAACUGGUACGAAAUGCCGCCCGUUUGCAAGAAGUGUCUGCUAAUAUGUAUGAUUCGGAGUCAAGUUAUGCUUUACUUAACUGCCGGACGAUUUUAUAUAUUUUCCUUUACCAGUUUUACGGACAUUAUCAGAACUUCCUUGGCAUACUUGUCGAUGCUGCGUACUCUCAUAUGAAGAAUUAUGGAAAAAUUUAUAUAUGGAUCACAACACUAGAUACACGAAUCUGUGUACUACAUAUGGAAAAAUACACUUAGAAUGUGCGCCUGCAAUUGCAACGAUCAUCGAUCAUUGAUCAUCGAUUAUUGAUCAUCGAUUAUUGAUAAUCGAUUAUUGAUCAUCGAUUAUUGAUAAUCGAUUAUCCUUUUAAAAUCCUCUAAAAAUAGAAAACAAAAUGAAAUAAGACUCGUGUAUCAGAUAAAUUUUUCGUAAAAAUGCUUGAGAAGGCAUAUGAAAAUUAGUGUGCAUUUUUACGACCAGAGUUACAUUGCACAAUUUCUGAAAAUUCAUAAAACUUUAUUAUAGCACGCGUUCUUAGAACCAAUUGUAUUUGUAAUUAUAUAGAUCUACAUCGAUGUAGACAGUGAAAGAUAACGCAAUCGAUAUUUAGUUUGGAUUAAAGCACAGGUGGCUCGAGUAACACACUUAUAUGCAAUUCGUACGUUAAUUUUUUUGCGCAAUUGCCUAGCCUAUUCCCAGAUUCUAUAGACAGAUCUAAGCAUUAAAACAGAGAUUACAUGCGCCCUCGCGCUCAUAAUUUCGUGUAGUUUUAUGCGAGCUUUCGGGGGAGGAACAACGUACAUUUAACGCGAUGUACAAGCGAGUUGUAGAUUCUCAUGUUAUGCAAUACGUCAUGAAGAAUUACAAGAUAUACGUAUCAUUUUACAAUUGA
Messenger RNA from Solenopsis invicta (red fire ant), 3150 nucleotides. RefSeq lists its product as uncharacterized. Gene Ontology annotation, molecular function: odorant binding; olfactory receptor activity. The transcript is spliced from 14 exons. The record is from RefSeq and is a predicted model, not a curated record. Bases 78 to 2435 code for a protein of 785 amino acids. Gene Ontology annotation, biological process: detection of chemical stimulus involved in sensory perception of smell; sensory perception of smell. Lineage: Eukaryota; Metazoa; Arthropoda; Insecta; Hymenoptera; Formicidae. Gene Ontology annotation, cellular component: plasma membrane.